UUGGCAACCCAGUAAAUAGAACUGUCAUCCUGUUGUAUUGACGAAAGUUGUAAUUUUUUAUAAUUUUGUUGAUUUUUGUAUGCAAAACAGUAAAAUUAAUGCAGUAAAUGAAUUGAAUAGCAUCAAUAUAUUAUAUGUAACAGAACAGAGCUAUAUUUAAUAACAAAAUGGCUACGAAAAAGGGAAAAGGACCGUUGUUUGACGGUGGUUUAUGUCGAUGUUGCGGAAAUAUGAAAAAAUGUCGUGUUUUGAACAUUGAAUACGAGAGUUUAGGCCAAAAGGAGGUUUAUUCGGAUAUGAUAAUGGAUUGCUUCGGUUUGCUGCUGUCACACCUAGACGGAGUGCCAUCAGAACGUCUGAUCUGUGCGACCUGUGUGUCCCGUAUACGUGAGGCUCUGAGCUUCCGGAGACAGGUACUCCGGUGUGAGGAGGCAUUCCUACAGAUGAAGAUAUAUGAUGCAUCCAGUGAAGAACCGAAGAUAGAAAGCCAGUGGCACCCAAGAAUCGAGGUGGUAGUAAAGGCUGAGCCAGUACCGAUGCAAGCGCAGAGCGAUGAUGAUCACUGCACAGAUACUCUCGCUGAUACUCCAGAACCCCGACCAACAAGCGAUGACGAUGACCAGCCUCUAAAAAGUCUCGCCACGCAGCACAUAGAGAAGACUGAUAAAUUUGUGGAAAUACAUGUCCCUCCGUUGGACUCUGUUAAAGCUCAGGCGAAGUUGCCUGAUUCGACAGUGGCGCCACCUCUCGCUUUGAUGCAGAAGCAGAAACUGCCAAUGGAGAAAGUACAACAAAUCAUGCGAGAAAGAGACUCAUCAUACAUGACAGAGACAAACAUAUUGACCAUAGUAGAAUAUUCCUACGUCUGCCCAUUUAAAUGUAGACACAACCACUUACUAUGCUACUACUGCGGAGAGCUAUACUCAGACCCGGAGCUAUUAAGGCAGCAUACAAUAAAUACACAUAACCCUAAAAGAUUUAAAGUCACAGAACAUAAGAAAAUGGUCAAAAUAGACCUUACAAGAAUAGACUGUAGACUAUGUGGCAUUAAAAUUAAUGAUCUAGAAAGUUUCAAGAAGCAUAUAUCUGAGAUACAUAAGAAGAAAUAUUAUUUUAAUUAUAAAGAUUCUGUGUUACCGUUCAAGUUAAACCGGGAUGAAAUGAAGUGUGCUAUCUGUAAUGUCUUGUUUCCGUAUUUCCAUGCGUUGAAUAAACAUAUGAAUGAACAUUACAGUAAUUAUGUUUGUGAGACUUGUGGAUUGGGUUUCGUGGACAAAGGCCGCUUCGUGAUGCACCAACAGAGACACGAGGAAGGCGACUUCCCGUGCCCAGACUGCGGCAAGGGAUUCAAGGCGCUAUACAACCGGGACCUGCAUAUAGAUCGCGUGCACCGCAAGAAGGGACGCGUCUACUGCCCGAAGUGCGACGUCAAACUGAUGUCCUACUACCAGAAGUUGAAGCAUCUGGUCGAGGUACACGGAGAGGAGCCGCUCAGCUUCCCGUGCACGAUGUGCGAGCGGAUCUUCGAGACGAGGCGCACGCUCACCAUACACAGGAGGAAGGAACAUCUUAAAGAUUACAGAUACGAAUGCCAAUGCUGCGGCCAGAAGUUCUUCACCCGUUUCGCUUUAAACAAUCACAUGCCGACACACACGGGCGAGAGGAACUUCAAAUGUAAAGUCUGUGAGAAAUGCUACCCUCGUCUCAAGACCCUGAAGGACCAUAUGAGGAUACACACGAACGAUCGACGGUACCGAUGUCAUGUUUGUGGGCAGGCUUUUAUCCAGAAUUGUAGUUUGAAAGGGCAUAUGAAGAGUCAACAUCCGGAGUAUGAGAUGAGGUAGGUGUUGUAAAGUAGGUUUAGGGAACAGAGAGUAAGGCAGUUGUCCCACCAACGGCGAGUGGACGACUAACUAUCGGCUAUUUUCUCGCUCAAGAAACGUACAAUAGAUAUACUUUCCGUGUAAACAAAAGAGAUGCAUAUACAAAUAGUUGAUCGCUGACUGUUCACACUGCCGGCGAGUGCUCGCUUCACUUGUUUGUUUUUGUUUUCACUCGUUUCUAGUUCUAGCUCUACUCGUUACUCGUUCAUCGUUGCCGGUGGGACAACUGCUUAAUAG
Molecule: messenger RNA, 2120 nt
Organism: Spodoptera frugiperda (fall armyworm)
Lineage: Eukaryota; Metazoa; Arthropoda; Insecta; Lepidoptera; Noctuidae
Product: gastrula zinc finger protein XlCGF26.1-like
Exons: 9
Coding region: 168-1844 (558 amino acids)
Biological process (GO): regulation of transcription by RNA polymerase II
Cellular component (GO): nucleus
Molecular function (GO): RNA polymerase II transcription regulatory region sequence-specific DNA binding; zinc ion binding; DNA-binding transcription factor activity, RNA polymerase II-specific
Source: RefSeq, a predicted model, not a curated record